Molecule: messenger RNA, 845 nt
Organism: Cricetulus griseus (Chinese hamster)
Lineage: Eukaryota; Metazoa; Chordata; Mammalia; Rodentia; Cricetidae
Source: RefSeq, a predicted model, not a curated record
UGGUGGGAGGAUUAGAGCCCAGGUUCCACCCUACGUCAUCUCCCAAAUGCCUCGAAAUAACGCUGGGGUCACCACCUCCAAGGAGGAACCUGGAGAGUAGCCGUGGCACGCUAGGAAAAUGUCUUUAGUUCUAGAACCUUCAGUAUCCUAGCAACGGAACUAUAGAACCUCCGCAAACAUUUAGGGGGAUGGCAUCCACAUCUGCCAGGAAUGGGGAUACAAAAGACAGCUGGCCACCUCAAACUCCAGCCUCCUUAGGUGGAGGGCAGAAAGUCUCAUUAUCCCGUUCUGAAGAAUUCCUGAGCCAGAUCAGCGCAGAACUUACUGAUGAAGCACUGUUUAUUGCUCGAUCCUACAUGAACUCUGUGCCCAUCAAGGAAAAGCAGACAAAAGACCAAGGGACUCAGAUAUCUAGACAUGCUCUGACAGAAAUCGAACCCGCAGCAAGGCACACCUUCUACCAUCUCCUCGUGAAAAGCACUGUCCUGGAGUGCAGCACCGAGCAAAAUAAAGCCCCUGCUCUCCAGAAGUGGGAGAUGAAAGAUGAGUGGUGGGAAGAUAGGGAGCCCUCCCCAACAGCCUGACAACUGGAGGAUGAUCCCUAUUGCUGCUCUCUCGGCCUCUUGCCCUCCCCACUUUGCUCCUCAGUGAAAGCCUCAAAGCCCCUCUCUUGCAACUUGCUAACCACCUCAUCUUGGGAGGAACUCCUGGUCAUCAGCGAUGCUACCUUUGAAACCAACAAGUCUUUGGACCAGUUGCAGGACUUCUCUACCUUCCUUGGACAAUUACACUACUCAUGAUAAAGCGUUUAAUAAAGAGCCAGGGAUCCUCCCUUCCCACACACA